Molecule: messenger RNA, 3134 nt
Organism: Scatophagus argus
Lineage: Eukaryota; Metazoa; Chordata; Actinopteri; Scatophagidae
Product: MAU2 chromatid cohesion factor homolog
Exons: 18
Coding region: 79-1875 (598 amino acids)
Biological process (GO): mitotic sister chromatid cohesion; maintenance of mitotic sister chromatid cohesion
Cellular component (GO): SMC loading complex; chromatin
Molecular function (GO): double-stranded DNA binding; protein binding
Source: RefSeq, a predicted model, not a curated record
UUGUGGGUUGUGGCUGACCGAACCUGGCAACUCGGCAGUCUGGCCAUAGCGCUGAAAAACUUGUUGUUGUCGGGGAAAAUGGCGUCAAACGUAGAGGCCCCGGAGCGCUGGUAUCUCGCCCUUCUCGGCUUUGCUGAACAUUUUCGAACGUCUAGUCCGCCAAAAAUCCGCCUCUGUGUGCACUGUUUACAGGCAGUGUUUCAGUUUAAGCCUCCACAGAGGAUCGAAGCCCGUACACAUCUUCAGCUGGGCUCAGUUCUCUACCACCACACCAAGAACAGCGAGCUGGCCCGCAGCCACCUGGAGAAAGCGUGGUUUAUAUCUCAACAAGUCCCUCAGUUUGAAGAUGUUAAAUUUGAAGCAGCCAGCAUUUUGUCAGAGCUCUUCUGCCAACAGAAUUUGGUGGACUCUGCAAAACCCUUACUUCGCAAGGCUAUCCAGAUUUCACAACAAACACCAUACUGGCACUGCAGAUUGUUGUUCCAGUUGGCGCAACUUCAUACUCUGGAGAAAGACUUGGUUUCAGCAUGUGACCUGCUGGGGGUUGGAGCCGAGUACGCACGAGUGGUUGGGUCAGAAUACACAAGGGCAUUGUUUCUCCUCAGUAAAGGAAUGUUGCUGCUAAUGGAGAGGAAACUCGGCGAGGUGCAUCCUCUACUCACACUAUGCGGAACUAUUGUAGAAAACUGGCAGGGAAACCCCAUCCAGAAGGAGUCCCUGAGGGUCUUUUUCCUGGUCCUUCAGGUCACACACUACCUGGAUGCUGGACAGGUGAAGAGCGUGAAGCCAUGUCUGAAGCAGCUGCAACAGUGCAUCCAGACCAUUUCUACACUCCAUGAUGAUGAAAUUCUGCCCAGCAACCCAGCUGACCUCUUCCAUUGGCUGCCUAAGGAGCACAUGUGUGUCCUUGUCUAUUUGGUGACUGUCAUGCACUCCAUGCAAGCAGGCUAUUUGGAGAAAGCCCAGAAGUAUACAGACAAAGCUCUUAUGCAACUAGAAAAACUAAAAAUGUUGGACUGCAGCCCCAUCCUCUCUACCUUUCAAGUCAUUCUACUGGAGCACAUUAUCAUGUGUAGACUUGUCACAGGCCAUAAGGCCACUGCAUUACAAGAGAUUUCACAGGUGUGUCAGCUUUGCCAACAGUCCCCCAGGCUAUUCACCAACCACGCUGCUCAGCUUCACACGCUAUUAGGCCUAUACUGUAUCUCAGUGAACUGCAUGGAUAAUGCAGAGGCACAGUUUACCACAGCCUUGCGGCUCACCACGCACCAAGAACUGUGGACGUACAUUGUUACCAACUUGGCCAGUGUCUACAUAAGGGAAGGAAACCGACACCAGGAGCUUUACAGCCUCCUUGAGCGAAUAAACCCAGACCAUAACUUCCCAGUAAGCUCCCAUUGCCUCCGUGCUGCAGCCUUCUACAUCAGGGGACUCCUGUCCUUCUUUCAAGGACGCUACAAUGAGGCCAAGCGUUUCCUGCGGGAAACUCUGAAGAUGUCAAAUGCUGAGGAUCUAAACAGGCUCACUGCCUGCUCUCUGGUUCUGCUUGGCCACAUCUUUUAUGUACUGGGCAACCACAGAGAAAGCAACAACAUGGUUGUACCUGCCAUGCAGCUGGCCAGCAAGAUCCCUGACAUGUCUGUUCAGCUUUGGUCUUCGGCCCUGUUGAAAGACUUGAACAAGGCUCUUGGGAACACUAUGGAUGCUCAUGAAGCAGCACAGAUGCACCAGAACUUCUCCCAGCAGCUGCUGCAGGACCACAUUGCUGCCUGUAGCCUCCCUGAGCAUAACCUCAUAAGUUGGACUGAUGGCCCUCCUCCUGUCCAGAUCCAAGCCCAGAACGGCCCAACCACCAGCCUUGCAAGCCUGCUAUGAGAGACCCCCUGUCAGACUUACCUAUAACGGUAGCUGGUAUAUUAUCACAAGCAGCAGAUUGAUGCCUAACAACCUGCUGUCAGACCACUGUAGCUGAGAUUUGAGAGGAUUAUUUGCUUCUCAAGAUUGCUUCCUGAUUGUCUGCUAUCACAUUUUUAAUUGUUGCAAAACAGUUACUACUGUUGUACAUGUAUUUUACGCUCUCUGAUGGCAUGAAGGCUUACAGGGCAUGAGGACGGGGCCGGACUCUUUGAGUAGAGUAGCGAAGGACACAUAGCGAUGUGCGAAAGGACCUCUCUGCCUCAGGUGUGGAGAUGCCUUCUCAGCGUUCGCAUGCUUUGUUUUCCGUUUGUUGGAAAAACAAGAUGGUAGAUGGGGGGGCAGGAAAGAAGUGUAGAGGAAAUUAAUUUAUUCAUGUUGAUAUUUUUGUAACUGUCGAUUAAUAUUUUACAUCUUGCCUUUUUUGUAUGGAUUUUUUUUCUUUUUUUUUGUUUUUCAUGCAUGGAAGUUACUGAGGUGGACUCCCUGUACACAAGUUUGUGACCUGGGUUGCUAACAAUAAAAUUUUGGUAGAUCAUUUUCGCACAAAAUCCAUAUUAGAUAGAAUAGACACAUCUUGUAAUAUAUUUUCACACAGUAAUCAGUUGAAAGGUUUCAUGAUACAAACUGGCAGUGUGCUUAUAUUUUAUCAGUGCACAAUCCACUGUGUGCAGUACCUCUGUGGACCAGAAAAGGCCUCUGUGGGUCGGUUAAUGAACAAUGUUGAAAUACUUCUGAAUUUUAUAUCAUUGGGUGGCUGUGAGGGUUACCACAUACCCUCUCAAACAACACAUUAAACUGAUGUAUUUUUGAAGUUCCAUAAUAUAUAAAUUUCCCAUUGAUGUAUUAAUUUUUACAAAUUAUGUUUGGACUUUUGGAACUUAGAGUAAUUUUCAGAUAUCCAAAAGCAAAUUUAUUUUAUUUUGGUAUAUUAUAAUUUCUCUUGAUAGUUCUACUAAAUGGUUUCUUUACAGUAUGUUUGUAUAGAUUUGCCACACGUUGAACCUUUAUUGUACAGUGACAUUUUAUAAAGUCAAUUUAGUAAAGUGUGAUAUGUAUUUUUAGCUAUCCCAUGUAGACAUGAUCCCAAUGCUUGGUAUUGUACUCUUUAAGGACACAGUUUAAGCUUGAGUACUAGCCAUAUUCUAUCCAAUGCCUAUGUUUUUAAUGCUUACAUUGUUUUCAAUAAUUUUCCAAUAAAAAUGAUUGAAAUUUUGUAA